AUGGAGCUCAGUUUUCAAAUCUUUUUCACAUUUCUCUUUAUGUUAACUAUAAUCAAACUCUUGAGGCGAUCCAAAACAGGUCAUUCGACUCCCAAUCUACCUCCUGGCCCAAGAAAGCUGCCUCUGAUCGGAAACAUUCUUGACGUUGCUGGUCCACACCCACAUCGGAUCUUGAGAGAUUUGGCACAGAAACAUGGACCGCUGAUGCACCUACAACUCGGAGAGAAUUCAACAAUCAUCGCCUCUUCAGCCGAAACUGCAAAAGAGGUUAUGAAAACCCACGAUAUAAACUUUGCCAAUCGACCUUUUCUUCUUGCUGCAGAUAUCAUUACCUACAAGUCCACAAACAUCAUGUUUUCACCAUACGGAGAUUAUUGGAGACAACUUCGUAGGAUUUGUAAUUCGGAACUUUUAAGUGGAAAACAUGUUCAAUCUCUUAGACCAAUAAGGGAAGAAGAGGUUUCUGGUCUUAUAACCGCCAUUUGUGAACAGUCAGGAUCACCAUUCAAUCUCAGUGAACAUAUCUACGCACUCACGUAUGGGAUCACUACAAGAUCAGUCUUCGGAAAGAAGCUGAAACACCAAGAAGCACUGAUAUCGCUCAUUGAUGAAGCUAUAGGCCUGUCGGGUGGAUUUAGUCUUACUGAUCUCUAUCCUUCUUCUAAAGUUAUCGCCUUUCUCAGUGGGCUUCGGCCAAAACUUGAAAAGAUCCAUCAAAAAUUCGAUAAGAUGCUAGACAACAUAAUUGAAGAACAUAAAGCUCGUGAAGUAGGAAACGGAGAUGCGAAUCAUCUUCUAUUCGACGCUCUUCUGAAAGUCCAAGAACAUGGCAAUCUUGAAGUCCCCUUGACCAUGGACAACAUCAAAGCAAUCAUCUUGGAUGUAUUAUCCGCCGGAAGUGACACAUCUUCGACAGUCAUAGAAUGGGCGAUGUCCGAAUUGCUAAAGAAUCCAAGAAUCAUGGAACGGGUACAAACUGAAGUUCGACAAGUUUUCAGUACAAAAACGACAGUCGACGAAACUGGCAUCGAGUCAUUGGAUUUCCUAAAAGCGGUUAUCAAAGAAACGCUCAGAUUACACCCUCCUGCACCAUUGAUGUUGCCAAUGGAAAACAAGGAGAGAUGUGAGAUCAAUGGGUACGAAAUCCCCAUGAAGACGAAAGUAGUUGUGAACGCGUGGGCGAUCGGUAGAGAUCCCAAAUAUUGGGAAGAUCCUGAAAGAUUUCAUCCAGACAGAUUUCUUGAUAGCUUAAUAGAUUACAGAGGACUUAACUUCGAAUACAUCCCAUUUGGUGCCGGACGAAGAAUAUGUCCAGGGAUAUCGUUUGGAUUAGCGAAUCUCGAGCUUCCACUUGCAUCUUUACUCUACCAUUUUGAUUGGAAACUGGCAGACAGCACGAUGAAGACGGAAGAUUUGGACAUGACUGAAGCUUUUGGUGCAACUGUUAAAAGGAAAAAUGGUCUGAAUCUUAUCGCAACUGUUCGUUAUCCUCCUGUUUAGUGAAGAGUAAGGUGAAAUCUGAAAUGUUUGUGGUUUCCUGAAUGUAAUAAUGGAAUAACAUGACUGAAUGAAGUGGUAAGAUCUUUGAUGCA
This is a messenger RNA of Cynara cardunculus var. scolymus (artichoke), 1592 nucleotides long. Its product is annotated as cytochrome P450 71D10-like. The record is from RefSeq and is a predicted model, not a curated record. The transcript has 2 exons. Gene Ontology annotation, molecular function: oxidoreductase activity, acting on paired donors, with incorporation or reduction of molecular oxygen; iron ion binding; heme binding. Bases 1 to 1500 code for a protein of 499 amino acids. NCBI's taxonomy places the organism in Eukaryota, Viridiplantae, Streptophyta, Magnoliopsida, Asterales, Asteraceae.